AUGCUUUUCACACUGUUCCUGCUGAUCUGCUGGCUUUCCACGGUUCAGCCUGAAAUGACACCUGCCAAAAAAAUAAUUCAACAUGGAAAAGAAGAUGAAUAUGACAGAGACAUCCACUCUGUGCUGAGAGAGAUGACCGCCACGCUCGCUAAACAGGAAGUUCAAAUAAUGUACUUACAGAAAGAAAAUGAAGCUCAAACAGCAAAGCUGAAAACAACAGAGGAGAAGUUGGCUGAGUUGGACAAACUGAAACCCCAGCUGCAAGUGAAACAGGUGGCUUUCUCAGCCUCUCUGGUGGCCACAGGGCAAAGACACUUUGGACCAUUCAGUGCUCUAUAUACACUGGCCUUCAAACACGUCAUCACAAACAUUGGAAAUGCCUACAACCCAAACACAGGUGUUUUCACUGCACCGGUGAAAGGAGCCUACCACUUUGAGUUCUACAUCUACGGGUAUGGAGACGCUUCACAUGGAUCUGGUGCUAUAUUGUUCAAGAAUGGACGUCAUAUUUUUAUUGCAUAUGAGCAUCAGCCAUCGCAUACGUCAAGCUCUUCCAAUGGAGUCACGCUGAUACUAGAGGUUGGGGAUGUUGUGUAUGUACGUCAACGGGCUACAGCAAAAAUUUUUGACAGUGUAAACUGCCACACCACCUUCAGCGGUCAUCUACUGUUCACCAUGUGAGAGGAAAACAUGUGUCUUUUAAUCUGGGGUUAUUUGUUUUCAUUUUCACCUUUUUUGUCUUUCAGUAGAUAUUUGACAUAUUUCAGUGGUAUUACACUGAAAAUGCUCACAGGCCUCAGAGACAACAGUCAGAUUGUAGAUAUUCCAGUUCUGUUUCAUUACUGUAAGUAUUUGGUUGUAGACAUUCGUUACAGUCAAUACCUCUUAAACUUUAGUUGAACAUGUUGACACGGCAGCAGUGAGUCAGCAUUUACUGAUGGAUGUAAUUUCAUCUGUUAUAUAUGAAAUCUGGAUGAUAAACCAGUGCUGCCACGUCUUGAUUUAAAGGGAAACUUGAGUUAUUGUUGUGUUUGAAGGGAAUCUUUAAUACUUGCUUUAUUUGAAACAUUCUAAAAUGUUCAGAUCAGUGACACAAUGUAUUUACAUGUUGUUUGUCCAACCAGUUCUAAACCACUCCACAUUCACUGUCUGAUGGUUCUUUUUGUUUGGUUUCACUUUUUCCUAAAAUAGAGUUUAAUCAACAUGAACAAUUCCUGUGUUUAUAGAAUACUUUAUAAUCAAUCAUUGGUCGUGUUUAAAUUUUUUUUAAGGCUUUUUCUCAAAAUUAUAGGAAGUCUCACUUACUGGACUGUUUUUACUUAUAAUAAUAAACAUAAUUUUCUGAUGUGUCU
Messenger RNA from Sphaeramia orbicularis (orbiculate cardinalfish), 1352 nucleotides. Its product is annotated as complement C1q-like protein 2. The record is from RefSeq and is a predicted model, not a curated record. Lineage: Eukaryota; Metazoa; Chordata; Actinopteri; Kurtiformes; Apogonidae. The transcript is spliced from 4 exons. Gene Ontology annotation, molecular function: protein binding. The coding region runs from base 1 to 681 and encodes 226 amino acids.